This is a messenger RNA of Cataglyphis hispanica, 1638 nucleotides long. RefSeq lists its product as uncharacterized. Gene Ontology annotation, molecular function: protein binding. Lineage: Eukaryota; Metazoa; Arthropoda; Insecta; Hymenoptera; Formicidae. The record is from RefSeq and is a predicted model, not a curated record.
ACUUGCCCGACAAUGUGAUUACUAUCAUUCUAGAAGAGAAAAACAUCAGCUUGGAGAAUAUCAUGAAUUUUAAGUCCACGUGUAAAGAUUCCAGGAGAUGACACUAUCUAACAAGUUUUAGGAAAGGAAAUAUUAUCAGAGUUAUUUUGCUGAAUUUCUCUGAUGGCUACAAUAACAAAUUUGCCCGACGAUGUGAUUAUUAUCAUUCUGGGAAGAAUGAGCAUCAGCUUCGAGGAUAUCGCGAAUUUUCAGUCCACGUGCAAAAGACUUCAGCAGAUAACACUAUCCAACAAAUUUUGGGAAAGGAAAUAUUAUCAGAGCUGUCCUACUGCAGAAAAUAAAUAUAACAAAACGAAACAAAAGAAAAUAUUUCAUCAAAACAAUUUCAAAGAAAAACUAAAAGCAGGAUUAUAUCAUGUUCAAAAGUUCCAAAAUUAUGCGUCUUUGAUGUCAGAAAAUAACUUAACUGAUAUUGACAAAAAACAAUUCGAACACCAUUUGCGGUCAACUGUUCAAAUUUCCAUGAUAUAUUAUCUUGUGCGGGAUGAGAUAGAAAGAAUUUCUGCGCAAAAAUUAUACCAAUUGUUUCCCAAUUUGACGCGUGAAUAUUACUUGAAGCUCACUUGUCACUACCUAAAACAGUAUAGAUUUAUACACAAGCAAGUGAAACUUAUGUCAAAGUUGAAGACAAAAUUUCUUUUAGAAAAACAACUUACGAUUAUAGCGCAAUAUUUUCAGCCACAUGUCUCUUAUUGGGCUAUAAAAACGUGGCUAGAUGAAAUAGCGCAGACAGUAUUAUCUCGUCUGAUGGAAAAAUAUCCAGCCCAUUCAAUUUUCUCUGCGACUUCAGAGCAAUUCUUUUGGAGUGAUAAUAAUAUUGCGGACAAUUUCUGGAAUGAGACAGAGUCAAGGCAAAUUAUAGAUGUUCUCGAGGAAUACAUAUUUUGUGACUUAGUGAUUUAUAAAUUGCCUCGAUUAAUGAAGACAUUGCAUUUCGAAGAAAAAUAUAUAAGACAUAUGCCAGGAUAUUUUAAAAAAUAUUUACUGACUGUUACGUAUCACAUCGUAGCUAGAAGACUCGGCAUACAUACCAUUAUGACGAUAUAUAGAGCAGUAGCUAUUGCAGUUAUAUGGAAACCAGAAUAUAAUAUAAAGAGUUGGAAUAAUGCGGAGUACUUUUAUAUGAACCAUAACUCCAAUUUACCGUAUCCAUCAAACAUUGUCAGAAAGAGAUGUCAGAAUAAUGAACAUCAACUAAAUUUGUCGGAGCCAAUAGAUUAUAUAUGUGAUUUAGGUAUAAUCACGCUGUACAUUACGGGUGGAAAUUUAACAUCUUCAACAGUUUUCUUGUUUCUUGCACUUUUAGAAAUGUUGAGAGCAUAGAUAUUGAAGUUGAAUAUAAAAAUAUUACAAAGUCAAUAAAGAUUAAAUCUGACAAGAAACGCUUUACAAAACGGACAAAGAAUAUUAAGUUUGCCGUUGGAAUGAUCGUGAGGCAUACACGGGACGAUUAUUCCUCUAUCAAUAAGCAUGACGGUGUGAUCAUUGGAUGGCAUUGUACGUGUAAGAGAAUAUUGAAUGCUGUUAUGUUCCCAUUUCUAUAUCAAAUCUCCAAUUAUCAUCACAUUUUUAAAUGUC